AAGAUAAUAAAUAGCGAGUCGCGAGCACAUUAAUGAGUUAUAGGUGGGAAUUAUAAUUGUUGAGGUCGGGUGAUCGAAUCCCAUAUCCCAUGGUGAGGAAAUAUUUAGUAUCAGAGUAGAAUUAGUAAUCCUGAUGCCUCUGUAACUCUUACUCUGUCUCAGUACAUGGCGAGGUGGAUCUUCUUGUGCAAAAGAAUUAGAAAUUUUGAAAUUUGAAAGCUUCUUCUGUAAUUCUUACUUGUCUUAUAAACGUAAGCUAGGUUUCUGAAAAACUGAUCUUUUACAGAAAGUUGUUUAGUCUAAACCAAUCCGACCAAACCCUGGAUGACGAGGUGGAUUUUCUUGUGCAAAAGAAUAAGCAAAUUUGAAUUUUGAAAUCUGUUUCUGUAAUUCUUACUUUGUCUUGUAAACGUAAGCCAAGUUUUGAACAACUGAUCUCUUACAGAAAAUAAUUAGCAAAUAUUUAGUGAGGAAAGAGGUGAGAAAAUAUUUAGUUUCAGAGUAGAAUUAGAAAUUCUGAUGCCUCUGUAACUCACACUCUGUCUCGGUACAUCGCGAGGUGGAUUUUCUUGUGCAAAAGAAUUAGUGAAUUUGAAUUUUGAAAGCCUGUUUCUGUAAUUCUUGCUUUGUCUCGUAUUCGUAAUCCAGGUUUUGAACAACUGAUCUUUUAGAGAAAGUUGUUAGUCUAAACCAGUCCGACCAAACCCUAGAUGACGAGGUGGAUUUUCUUGUGCAAAAGAAUAAGCAAAUUUGAAUUUUGAAAGCCGUUUCUGUAAUUCUUACUUUUUCUUGUAAACGUAAGCCAGGUUUUGAACAACUGAUCUCUUACGGAAAAUAAUUAGCAAAUAUUUAGUGAGGAAAGAGGUGAGAAAAUAUUUAGUUUCAGAGUAGAAUUAGAAAUUCUGAUGCCUCUGUAACUCACACUCUGUCUCAGUACAUCGCUAGGUGGAUUUUCUUGUGCAGAAGAAUUAGCGAAUUUGAAUUUUGAAAGCCUGUUUCUGUAAUUCUUGCUUUGUCUCGUAUUCGUAAUCCAGGUUUUGAACAACUGAUCUUUUACAGAAAAGUUGCUCAGUCUGAACCAGUCCGACUAAACCCUAGAUGGCGAGGUGGAUCCAAAUGGUGGAAAUUGGACGGAUGGACUCCUCUUACUCAUCCAGCGUCGCGGCUUUUCUAGCAGUGGUCGUAUGCGUCUUCGCUGCGGCAACAAUGGCGGCGGCGCUCUGCGCUAAGGAUUUUAAAAGCCGCUACAAGAGCCGCCGCCGCGGGGGUUGCUUGGAGGCGCCGCCUGGUUGUUUGGGGAAUUGGAAGCUGCCGGUGGAAUCAAGGGGCAGAGCUCUCAUCAACACUCUGAGCAACAAAAGCCUUCUUUUCAGUAAGAAAUGGCGGCGAAGCGAGAAUGAGGAAGCGGAGGGAUAUGACAGUGCUGGUACGGAAGUCGGCGAUUUUCUGUGGCAGAAGAACAUUUUGAUGGGAGUGCGCUGUCAGCCUUUGAAUUUCUCAGGGCUUAUCAUUUACGACCACAAGGGAGAGCGUUUGCCCCAAUUACCCCCGCGCUCCCCUGAAUUUAACGACUUCGUUCCUUCUCCACAGGCGGAUAAGGGGGAAAUUUGAGUUUAUGUUUUGAGUGUUCUUGAUUUUGGAAGCGUGAAAUACUCCAGAGAGCAGGCGAUGAUGUUGAAUGAUAAGACAUCAAAUAUGCUUGAUCAGAUUGGAGAAAUGAGAUAAAAAAAGGGAAUCGCAUCGCAAGAAUUAAUUUCAGAGAAAAACAGAGGGAAGAUUUCUAAUUUCUAGUCUGUAAGCUUGAAAAUUUGUAUAUAACUAACCAUGGUUUCUUUAAGAUUAUUGCCUGAAAACACAAUAUAAUCUUGAACAGACCUUAAGAAGUUCUGCAAGACGGUACAAUCUUCAUUCUCUUUUAAGCUUUUCAUUUUUAUAUUGCUUAAAAUUUUGAGUUUCUAUUAUAGAGGUUUAAAUUCAAAAUCUCAAAAGGACAAUUUUAAGUUUGUAAUUUUUAAUUAUCUUUUAAUGUGCUAAAUAAAUAGAUUUCAGAGUUGUGGCUUU
Molecule: messenger RNA, 2061 nt
Organism: Cryptomeria japonica (Japanese cedar)
Lineage: Eukaryota; Viridiplantae; Streptophyta; Pinopsida; Cupressales; Cupressaceae
Exons: 2
Coding region: 1099-1611 (170 amino acids)
Source: RefSeq, a predicted model, not a curated record